AUGGAUGCGAUCGGGGCGGAUAAGAUUGCGGGAGACGUCGCGGGCGAGUUGCAGCGGGAGUUGGAGACGCUGCGCGAGGAGUUCGCGGGCGAACGCGAAAGAUUGGAGGAGGAGAUCGCGAGUUUAGAGCGCGAAGUGACGCGAUUGAAGACGGUGGAACCGGAAUUGGAGGCUUUGCGAGUGUCGUUAGACACAAAAGAGGCCGCGGCGCGGGCGAGCGCGGAGGAGGUGGCGAAGGUUCGCGACGAACUCGCGGCGAAGGUGGACGAGCUGUCGAGCGCGGCGGCGGAGAUCGAAGAGGCACGAGCGGGCAUGGAGGAGAUGAAGAGCGCGGUAGAGGAGGCGAAGAAGCAGUCGAAAGACAAAGUCAAGAGAGCUAUCGCCAAAGGCAAAAGUAUCGAGGCUGAGAAGAAGGCGCUCGAGGAGGAGAUGACGACAUUACGUUCGGCGAGCGAGGAACACGCCAAGUUGACACAAAAUCUCGCCGAAGCGGAGUCCAAACUUGCUGCGCUUCAAAACGAUCUCAACGCCGCAAACGAUAAAGCGAUGAUGUUUGAGGGCAUGGACGACGCACUCGCCGAAGAAAAGAUUCGUAACAAGGAUCUUCAAGCGCAGCUUGUCAUGUUGAAAUCUCUCGAAGCGAAAGAAAAACCACUCGAGGUUGAGCUCGCUGCGGCGAAAGAAACCGUGGAAAAGCUCAAAGCUGAAGUUCAAAACGCCCAAAGUGCGCUUGAAAGUGCACAAGCCGACGUUGAAGCCGCGCGCGCGGAUGCGGAUGCGCAAACCAUGCAGUUGAGGGAAGAUUUGGCAAUUGCUGUCGAAUCCUUGCGGAAAGUCGAAGAGAGCGCUGCAGAGGAACAGGCAAAAAUUGAAGAGGAGCGCGCGCAAUUCGUGUCGCAAAUCGACGACAUCACGGAGCAAUUGGGCGUUUCCGAGCGCGCCGUUUUUGAGAAGGACGCGGAGAUUCAGUCACUCGUGGCGAGGAUUGAAGACGCGCAGAGUUCAUCUAACGAUGACGUGACGCGAUUGCAAGCGGCGCUUGAAGCCGCCGAGCAAGAAAAACAAGCCCAGUCGACGGAUUUGUUAGAGCGUCUGAACGAUGUGUCAUCACAAUUAGAAGACGCGCACGGGAAGUUCGCCGCAUUAAGCGACGAAAACGCGACGCUUGAGAGUGAGAUCGCGGCGAAAAUCGAUGAAAUUGCCGCGCUCACGUCUCGCGUUCAGGAAGCGAGCCAAUCUUCCAACGAUGAAACAAGGGCACUGCGCGCGCAGCUGGAAGAGUUAAGCGCUGAAAAUGCCUCUCAAAGCGCAAGCAUCGCCAAACUUUCCGAUGCAGCGCGCGCGACAAACGAAGAAGCGAACGCGCUAAAGGCAGCGAAGACUGCUGUCGAAGACGCGCUUCGAGCAAAGGAUCACGAAAUUGCGCGAGCGCAAUCUGCGUUCGACGACGCCCGAGGCGCGGCGGCGGCUGAGCUCGUAGAUGCGCGCUCGCGCCUCGACGCCGCUGAAACGGAAAAGAGUGUGCAGCACGAACAACUCGUCGAAAUCAACGCGCGCAUGCAAGCACAGACGGCAGAACUCGCGGCUUUGAAUUCCGCCAAGUUGAGUGCGGAGGAUACUGUCGCCAAGCGAGACGAAGAAAUCGCCAAGCUCACGGAACACAUGCGUUCGCUCGAAUCAUCCGGAGACGUCGUGGGCGAGCUUCAAGCGCGCAUCGAACUCCUUACGCAGGAAAAAGAAUCGCUCGAGGCCCAAAUCGUCGAUUCUAAAACGGGAUUGCAGGCUUCUCAAGAUGAAAUCAAGUCCCUGUCGAGCGCCAAGGAGAGAGCCGAAGGCGAGUUGAGUGCAAAGGAUGCGCAAAUAGCCAAACUGACUGCAAAGGCGAAGAAGACGAAGAAGGCGUCCGAUGAUUUACUUGCCGCGCUUCGCGCAAAACUCGACGCCGCUGAGCAAGAAAAAGAAAACUCGAUCGCGCAGUUGCGAGAAGAAAUCAGCGCGGCAAACGUGCGAGUUCAAGCGGUGGAGAAGGAGGCUGCCGACGUCGCGGCGUCUAAAUCUGCGCUCGAGAAAGAGUUAGCGGCGAAGUGCGACCAUAUUAAUGAACUCAGCGCGAAGGCCGACGAAGCGCGCGGUGCCGUCGGCGAGGAGUUGUCGCACACGCAAGCUAAGCUCGACGCCAUGGAGGAGGAGAAGAUCGUAGCCGAAAAACAACUCAAGGAAUACGUGGAACGAUUACAGGGCGUCGACGCUGAGUUGUCGGCGCUCAAGGAUGAGAAGGAAAAGCUCAAAGUUGCGAUCACGGAGAAGAAUCAAGAGACGUCGCAACUUCGCGAGCACAUCAAAUCAAUGAACGCUGGUUCAAGCGAAGAGUUGUCUCGCGUCAACGAGGCACUCACCGACUUGCGCGUUUCGCACGAAUCCGCGAUCGCCGAGCGCGAGGCGCUCCUCGUCGCUCGAGCCGACGUUGAAGAGCGUUUGGCGAAAGUUGAGGCCGAGCGCGAUAGUCUUGCGCGUGAUGUAGCGUCGACGAGCGAAGCCGCGUCGCGCGUCGCCGUGCUUGAAAAGGAAAUCGCCGAUAUCCGAGUCGCAGAGGAGAAGACGCUCGCGGAGACGACUGCGUUGGUUGAGGAAAAGAGCGCGUUGAUCGCGCGACUCACCGCCCAAGUAGAAGAGGCAAAGGCGAAUGGCGCCGCUGGGGCACAAAGCCGAAUCGGCGAGUUGAACGCAGCGCUGGGUGAGGCGCAAGGCGAAGUCUCGAGCUUGCGCGCAGAGCUCCGGGCGGCGCAGACGUCGCUCGCGUCAACGCGAGAUUUGCAAGAGCGGUUGGUGCGCGCGGAAGCGAACCUCACGACUUCGCAAGAAGUGCAAAAUGAUUUAAGGUCGAAGCUCGCCGACGCGAACGCCGCGCUGUCGAAGCAGCAGAGCGCCCCGCUACCGUCGACGCCUCCGCCGCCGACUUCGGCGUCGCGACGACUCCCGCGAACGCCGAGCGACAGCUCGCACGCGGUCGACAUCGAAUCCGGCGACCGCGCGGAAUCACCGUCGAAAUCCCUUCGCGUUUGGAAGGAUUCUCGCGUCACCGGCCGCGUGCCCGCGCGAUUCCAACCGAUCAUGGAAUUUUGCGACAACGCCUUCGUUCGCUUCUUCCGCGUCAUGCGAACGCAACCCUCGCUUCGCUUCGCCGCCCUAUCCUACUGGGCCAUCCUCCACGCGUGGCUCUUUUUCCAUCUCUUCGUAGCGUUUUAACGUCAACCGUCGCCAUUCGAGACCACGACGCGCCCGACGCCUUCGCGUCACUUCGCGCCGCGAAUCCAACCGAAUCCAACCGAAUCCAACCGCCGCGUCCGCCAUGACGCUCCGCGCGCCGCGCGCCGUCCCGCGCGCGCCGCCGACGCCGACGCCGACGUCGACGCCGCGUCCCGCGCCGCGCGCGCGCGUCGUCGUCGCGUCGGCGUCGCGCG
Molecule: messenger RNA, 3461 nt
Organism: Ostreococcus lucimarinus CCE9901
Lineage: Eukaryota; Viridiplantae; Chlorophyta; Mamiellophyceae; Mamiellales; Bathycoccaceae
Exons: 1
Coding region: 1-3246 (1081 amino acids)
Source: RefSeq, a predicted model, not a curated record